GCCACAGGCAUGAGCGUUCCUCGACCCUGAACUUCCGGAAGUACUACUCGGCAACCCGGAAGUUAUUGCUUGGACGCGCGUGCGCUCUGUCUCACGUUCGCUGUGAGACGUAGAGCAGAAGUACCGAAGCCGCUAGCGAGAUGCCUGUGGCGGUGGGUCCCUACGGACAGUCCCAGCCAAGCUGCUUCGACCGCGUGAAGAUGGGCUUUGUGAUGGGCUGCGCCGUGGGCAUGGCGGCCGGCGCGCUCUUCGGCACCUUUUCUUGUCUAAGGAUCGGAAUGCGGGGUCGGGAGCUGAUGGGCGGCAUCGGGAAAACCAUGAUGCAGAGUGGCGGCACCUUUGGCACAUUCAUGGCCAUCGGAAUGGGCAUCAGAUGCUAAUCAGGGCAACUGAUGCCUGCUAUAUCUACCCCCUCUCCAUAAGUCCCCAACCAUGUACUAUAAUAAAACAAAUCUUUGAGUA
Messenger RNA from Erinaceus europaeus (western European hedgehog), 462 nucleotides. RefSeq names its product reactive oxygen species modulator 1 (gene ROMO1). Gene Ontology annotation, cellular component: TIM23 mitochondrial import inner membrane translocase complex. The transcript is spliced from 3 exons. Lineage: Eukaryota; Metazoa; Chordata; Mammalia; Eulipotyphla; Erinaceidae. The record is from RefSeq and is a predicted model, not a curated record. Gene Ontology annotation, biological process: protein import into mitochondrial matrix; protein insertion into mitochondrial inner membrane. Bases 141 to 380 code for a protein of 79 amino acids.